This is a messenger RNA of Xiphias gladius (swordfish), 4999 nucleotides long. RefSeq names its product GRB2-associated-binding protein 1-like. Bases 508 to 2847 code for a protein of 779 amino acids. The transcript has 13 exons. The record is from RefSeq and is a predicted model, not a curated record. Lineage: Eukaryota; Metazoa; Chordata; Actinopteri; Istiophoriformes; Xiphiidae.
UUGGCUGUUGCAUGACCAGAGAGAGAGAGAGAGGAGGGAAGAGUGACUCUGCUGGGAAGUAGAAACCCUCUCAGAAGGAGGUGUGACUCGUGGGCUCACCCGUCGACGGAGGAGCAGCUCCUUCAUGUGUGGACGGAAAGGGCUGACCUGAGUCGACCGAUUACAGCAGAACUCAGCCCUAAAAAGUGAUAGUUUGAUUGGAGGCUCGGGAGCCUUGCUGACUUAAUCUGAAACCAGGUCAACUCUGUUUAGAAGUCUGACCAGGUGGAUGGAAGAUCAGCCGAUCAGUUUCCCACCUGAUGAAGUGACCUGAAGCCUGAUUGGAAAGUCUUACUCCUUUGACCCCCUUACUGACUGAUCUGACACUUGUUUGGUUGAGCCUGACUCAAGGCUGGGAAAUCCCAAUCAACUGAUUGGAAGCCUAUCUUCUCUGACACCUGAUUGGACGCCUGAUCAACUGAUUAGAGGCCCAGCUGAUUGACUGAUUGACUGAUUGACUGACUGACGAUGAGUGGAGCAGGGGACGUGGUGUGUGAGGGCUGGCUGCGAAAAUCACCACCGGAGAAAAAGCUACGCCGUUAUGCGUGGAAGCGGCGGUGGUUCGUGCUGCGAAGCGGGCGGCUGAGCGGAGAACCGGACGUCCUGCAGUACUACAAGAACCAACAGUCCCGCCGGCCAAUCAGGACCAUCAACUUGAACCUAUGUGAACAGGUGGAUGCCGGCCUUUCUUUCACAAAAAAGGAGCUGGAGAGCAGCUUCGUUUUCGACCUGAGGACGGAGGAGAGGACCUGGUACCUGGUGGCCGAGUCUGAGGAGGACAUGAACCGCUGGGUGUCCUCCAUCUGCCUGCUCUGUGGCUUCAACCCGACUGAUGACGUUCCAGAGAGACCUCCUGUCUCUCGCCCAUCCUCUGUCACCGCGAUGACCCCAACCAGUGGCAAUGCCACCGUCACCACGGUAGCAGGGUCAGUCCCACCUCCCUACGACCCGGUGAGUGUGCGACCCCUGGAGCCUGACGGCCACACAGAGGAAGACUACCUGUGGUUAUCACACUGCCAGAGUCACAUCAGGCCUCCUUUAGGUUCCUGGCCCUCUCUUGAAACCGAAUACAACGACAACCUCUACCCUCCUCCAUCUGCCACCUCCUCUUCCUCUUCCUCUUCCUCCUCUCCUUCCCUCGUUCAAAAUGGACUCCAACCUCAAUCUUCCUCCUCUUCCUCCGGCCUUAGGACGGCUCCAUGGACAAUUGGUUCGAUGACAGGUCCUCUCAGCCAGUCUCUGGAUGCCAGCAUGACCUCUGACCUCCAGAAGCGAGCAGGCAGAACUCGUUGUCACCCCUCUCCUCACCCCAGGAAGCACUCCCUGGAUUUCCACCUGCGUCCUGUGGCGAUACCUCUCAGUGAUGAUACACACUUCAACGUGCAUCCAAAUAUGCACUCAUACACCACCAGCGGUUACCAGAUCCCCCGCCCAGCAUCCACCCCGCAACCACACCCCCCUCACCGCCUGUCCUCUACCCCAAGUGUGGACUCUCUGACCCAGGGGGAGCUCAAUGCCUCCACUCCGACUCCUCCUCCACGCCCGCCGAAGCCCCCGGCGAUCGCAGCCCAGGGAGAGAGCUCAUCUGUGGGCACGGGACCUGCCACGCUUCCCCGAUCCACCUCAGAGCCGGACAGGAGGGAUGGAUGUGUGGAAGGAGGAAGUGGAGGUCUUCCGAGGAGUAACACUGUCUCUAUACCAGGACGCACGCAGAUGGGUUGUGAGUCUUUUCAUAUCCCUCGGUCACUGUCUGACAGAGCGAGCAUGUUUGAAUUCAGCGAGAGCUUCAACAGUUACUUUUUUAAUAAAGGCAUGGUACCUCUGGGUAGUGUUUGCUCCGAAGAUGAUGACGUGGAUGAGAACUACGUUCCCAUGAGCGCUGCCACCACUGAGCCUCCUGUUGCACCGAGGGUGCCUCCACCUCCUCCCUCUGACUCCUUUGUCCAACUCCAAGAUGGCAACUACGUCCCCAUGACCCCCCUGGCUCCUUCCCUUGCCACAGGUGACAUGGCGUCCCUGGGAAGGAAAGUGCCUCCACCCGUCCACAUGAGCUUCCGUAACUCCGCUCUGACUCCAGUGGCUCCCCUUACCCCGCCGCUCCGGAGGAACACGAUGAACGCUGCCAGUGGAACAGAGGUCGAAGCCAUGCCCCCUCCGAUCCACCGCAACCUGAAACCACAACGCAGAGGGAUUUGUGUCAGUCAGCCUGUGGAGAGAAGCAGUGGACAGCCUGCCGGAGAGCCAACACACAAAACGAGAGUGAAACCAGCUCCCCUGGACAUCACAUCGGUGCAGCAGGACUGGCAGGAGGUCCCGCCCCCUGUCCGCUCACCUGUCACCAGAACCUUCACACGAGAUCCGUCCAGCCGUCGGUCAGUCAGGCCGAGCUCUUCUCACAGCUCGUCCCCCUCCUCCGACUCAGAUGACCCCGAUGACAACUACGUUGCCAUGACGACCUCCAGCCUCAGUUUCAGCGCUGGGGAGCCGGCUCUGAGACUUAUGCUGCACCGGGCUUCAGAGGGCGGAGUCAGCAGCCCGUUGCUACGGAGAGCCAGAGGUGACAAACAGGUGGAGUACCUGGACCUGGACCUCCACACUGGGCGAUCGACACCAACCAGACAGAAACGAUGCACGGCGGAAGGCGGAAGCGGCGGCAACCAGCAGGCCGGAGCUGGCGAGGAGCGCGCACGGGGUGAACGUACGCGUGUGGACUACGUGGUGGUGGACCCCAAAAGAACCAAGGCCCUGAGGAACACCAGGGAAGCAUGGCAUGAUGGGAGGAUGUCCACAGAGAAGGAGAAAUGCUAGAAAUCCACAAAUACACACACACACACACACACAGUUCAAAAAAUGCUUCUUAAUCACCUUUGUGGUUAUUACAGAAAGAAAAAGAUUUACUCCUUCUCAUUUACUAAUUGUUGGUGCCACUUUACAAUAAAAUGAAAUUCUCAAGGGUUUAUAAGUUGUAACUAAUGCUUCACCAGUGUUUAAAAAAAACAUCCUAAGCAAAUAAAGACAGGGAGACGAAAUGAUUUUAGGGUGGAAACGAUAAAACUGGGAGUAUUUUGCAUUUUUGUUGCUGUCAACAACAAACAUCCCAUGGAAAGACCACAAAUAUAUAGUUUAAAUCUGAAACGAGGCUGGUCCUUUUGAUGGGAUUUGUUGACAGUAGUCAUAAAUAGAUUUCGGUGGGUGUCUUCACCUUGUCGGACAGCCGUUUCGGCCAGUUACACUCCCACCAUUAGUCAACGCUACGGUAGCAACUUAUAAACCCUUCUUCCGCUACUCUUCCGGUGGCAGCCACUCGCUCGUCCCGCAUCGGCGCCCUGCAUUUGAACCAAAACUGGAUUUUCUCCCUCCCGUGAGACGACAGCAGCGGCGAAGCAGCAUUAAAGCCACAACAAGAGAAAGCUGACAGUGACGUAGUAGACUCCGUGGCCACGUCUGAAAGCUGUUUAGCCUCACGACUGAGGUUGGGAACCUUUAGGUUCCCAACAGGGAACCUAAAGUUCCACAGAGCUGUUAUUUAACUUUAUUUAGUCAGGUAGUCUCACUGAGAUCAAGAUCUGUAAGAGUCAAAAUUAAAAAAAAAAAAUACCAAGGUCAUGAGUCCAGCAGAACCCAACCCACUGUGGAAACUGUUGACUAGCCCCUAUCCAAACUCUUGUUUGAUUCUUUCUUUAAAUCACAAACUUUCACACCUAUUUGUCAUUUUAGUGUUUUCUCUCAGUCCAUUGUUGCCUAAAUGUUGUAUCAAAAACCUUCUCUGCACUGGUGUAGAACACUGAAUCCCUUUUAUUUCAAUUCCCUAAUUAAUUCCAAGUAAUCUUGGUCUACAAAAUGUCAAAAUAAGCCUUUAGCAGCCCAGCAUGUGUAAUAUGAGUGCAACCAUGGAGCGUAAACGCCUUUUCAUGCCGUCAAACCCUCCCGGAUUCCCAGAAGUAUUAUACACGUUGUUAUAAAGAGGCCUCAUGUUUUGUACGAAACCUACUGCUGAGAACAACCAGUCCGUUUAAAACUCAAGUCACGUGUUGGUACUCCUACAGCUAUUUGAUGACAGAGACGGGCUGGUGUGACAGCAGUAACUGCUGUAUUGUGUAAUCGGCUCUAGUGAAACUGAAAGUUAACGACGACAAGCUCAGAGGUUUUCCCCUGCGCUGCUUUAGAUGAUGAGGAAAGAUGUGUUUUUUUUUUGUUUUUGUGUUUUGAAGAGAGGAUUUCCUCAGUGAGUUCGUCAUUUUCACUCAGGCGGAUCAUUGCCAAGAACAGAUGUGUGACGAUACAUUUACCCAUAGCACUGCAGACACGAUUGUACAACAUAAAAUCCGCUAACAUGACCUUCAAUCCAGCUUCACGUAGACAGAGAAAAUGAGGAUUCAAGUGGAGCAAUUACGUUAUUUCUUCCUCCAGAGCAUCUUUGCCUCUAAGAAAUGUAGAAAUAAAAAAAAACAAUGAUCACGGGCUCUUUGAAUUUCUCCUUCAGGAAUGAAAAACCUUAAGAAUAUAUUUUUGAAAUAGCCUAGAAUUAGCUUUUAUCUUACUGGUGCAAACGCAGCACUUCUUACAGCGAGUUCAGUUUCCAAAAAAAAAAAAAAUCCCAUCAGCACAAAUCCGCCAGCAGUCAACAAUAACUGCUGAAUAUUAGUCUGUCGGUACUUUAUUUUUCUUCCCAACAGCAAACCAAGCAUCUGUCAGAGCUCUGUUACGUCAAACACCGGGUUCCCUGCUGAAAUAGUGAAAAAUGUGGUGGAGCCUGGGACGAAGCAGAUUUUCUGAUGAUUAACAAAAUCAGAGUAACGUCGUAAUUUUCCAACGUGAUCACCCUGCAAGUGAGUGUGUCACAUCAGAUCUGUCCACGUGAUGGUUGCGAUCUUACUGCUGAAUGAUUUCAUUGAUUCUGUGAGGGGGGGGGGUGAUUACAGUGUUGACUUUCCAACAGCGAAUAAAUGAAUAAACACUA